AUGGUUGCCAUCGAACCCCCAAAACGAUCGAAAGAUGAGGAUUGGAGGGUAGGGAAAACUAUCAUGCAUAUGUUCGGGACCUUCCAAGACGUUCAUUAAUUCGCCGGUUUGCAGUUUCCACAUGCGAAUAAUUCUUUGAUCACCAACCGAUGCGGCAACAUAAAAUUGUUGAGGAAAAUCGACAACAGGAUGACCACCUUUUGGAGCAUUUGAACUGAUCAAUGAGCCUUGAUAAACUACGGCUGGCCAUUUAGGCUGCCUGUCAUCCCAGAACUCAACUUGACCAUCUCUUCGUCUUAAUAAAACUCCUUUACGAUCAUUGUUCGGUGCCAACAAACAUUGAAGGUGAAAAAUUUCGCUUGUGUUGGAGGCCUCCAUAAAAUCGAUAAGACCUGUUUUCCGUUUUGUAGCCUUAAGUGGAAGAAGACUAAAUAUGUUUCCUUUCGCAAUAUAGAUGGAAACAUUUCGUGA
Molecule: messenger RNA, 471 nt
Organism: Rodentolepis nana
Lineage: Eukaryota; Metazoa; Platyhelminthes; Cestoda; Cyclophyllidea; Hymenolepididae
Source: the annotation of a GenBank genome assembly